This is a messenger RNA of Penicillium longicatenatum, 1494 nucleotides long. Its product is annotated as pepsin-like aspartic protease. Bases 1 to 1494 code for a protein of 497 amino acids. Gene Ontology annotation, molecular function: aspartic-type endopeptidase activity. The transcript has 3 exons. Gene Ontology annotation, biological process: proteolysis. The record is from RefSeq and is a predicted model, not a curated record. NCBI's taxonomy places the organism in Eukaryota, Fungi, Ascomycota, Eurotiomycetes, Eurotiales, Aspergillaceae.
AUGCGGGGAACCUCUAUCGUGUCUCUCGCCGCCUUGGCUGCUCUGCCAUGCGCCAAUGCCAUCACUCUUCACAAACGGAACGAUCCCGCAGUCUAUGGACUCCCGAUUGUCCGCAGUGAGCGGUCCAAAGCGUUGCACAAACGCGGUUCCAAUUUCGCCAGCACAUCAUUAUAUAAUGUGCAAAACAUGUAUUACAUGGUGAACAUUACCGUCGGUACUCCAGCCCAGAAUCUUUCUCUCAGUCUCGAUACCGGCAGUAGUGAUAUCUGGGUUAAUGUCCCGAAUUCCACCUACUGUGCGACAGAUGAUGAUCCCUGCUCCUCGACUGGCUUGUUCAAAUUGGAGGAUUCCUCUUCCUUCAAGAUGCUAGAUUAUGAGAUGAACGCCACCUAUGUCUCAGGUUUCUUGGCUAAGGGUCCCUACGCCACUGACACGCUAGUGAUUGGAGGCGCCACGGUGAAGAAUAUGCAAUUUGCGGUGGCUGAAGAAAGCCUCAAUCCCCACGGUAUUCUGGGAAUUGGAUACGCAACAAAUACUGAUGCUGCCAGUGAGGGCCACAAGUAUCCCAACCUUCCUGAAGCCUUGGUGGACAGCGGUGCUAUCAACUCAGCGGCCUAUAGCUUGUGGCUCAAUAAAUUCGAUGGCACGGGGAACCUUCUUUUUGGAGGUGUUAACAAAGCGAGAUAUCAAGGCGAGCUCCAAACCGUGCCUGUCUUGCCGGUAUACGCGCAAUACUAUUCUCUGACCAUCGCCUUGACCGAUAUUUCUGUCAAGAGCACCAGUGGCACGAAGAGCUAUGCAACCGGUCUUCCAUUGGCAGUCACUUUGGAUAAUGGAAGCGCUUUUAUCUUGCUGCCCCAGGAAUUGGUAGAUCCCAUCUACAAGGAACUCGGCGCCGGUUAUUCCGAGAGUGACAGCGCCGCCUAUAUCCCUUGCAAUAUGUCCACCGCCGAUUACAACGUGACUUUUAGUUUCUCAGGCGCCACUGUGAAUAUUCCCAUCAGCGAACUUGUGUUUGACUCAUACACUGCGGCUGGGUUCGCCGAUGGCGACUGUGUCUUCGGACUUUCUUAUAGUGAGCCCGGAGUGAACCUAAUGGGAGACUCGUUCUUGCGUAGCGCGUACGUGGUCUACGACCUUGCCAAUAAUGAGAUUUCACUCGCGAACACCAACUACGACGGGGGCGAUGACGAUAUUCUUGAGAUCGGCACAGGAACAGCUGCUGUGCCGGGCGCGACGCUCAUGCCCAAUCCUGUCACCUCAGCGACGGGUAAUGGGGCAGCCAGUGCAACUGUCACGGCCAUGUUGACUUCGGGAUCCGAGGCGGGUGGAACCACAGUAUAUGCCACUGGUACUGUAACUGCGACUGCGACUGGAUUGACUAAGAGUGGUGAUGCUUCUAGCACAUCCUCUAAGGGAUUAGCGUUGCCUACCAGCAAGCCGAACCAUCUUCUACCUGGUCUUUUGGGUGCUGGCUUGCUGCUGGCAUUAUAA